Molecule: messenger RNA, 2868 nt
Organism: Carassius auratus (goldfish)
Lineage: Eukaryota; Metazoa; Chordata; Actinopteri; Cypriniformes; Cyprinidae
Product: neuronal membrane glycoprotein M6-b
Exons: 7
Coding region: 326-1198 (290 amino acids)
Biological process (GO): axon development; central nervous system myelination
Cellular component (GO): myelin sheath; plasma membrane
Molecular function (GO): structural constituent of myelin sheath
Source: RefSeq, a predicted model, not a curated record
GAGAGAGAGUUAGAGAGAGAGAGAGCAUGUGUGACUGUUUACAGCUGGGACUAUCUGUUUAUGUCAACCUGACUGGCAGUGGAGUAGAUGUUUUUCUUCGCCUCUCUCGGAUUCUCUCUCCUGCGUAUCUGCUUGUAGGUUGUAGUCUUUCUUUACGCGAGACCCUCUUUGGCCAAGCUCGUAUCAUUUAUGAACCGAUUAUCUACGCCAAAUCCGUUCUGACAAAUCAUCUAACGUUACAUAUCUGGGGUGGACUGUAAAAUAUACUCCUGUAUUGGGAGCGAGAGAAACCAGGCAUAAGAGCAUCCAACACACUCGUUUCCAAAUGGAUGGGAUGAAACCAGAAACGACGGCUGAGGAGAAUCAGGAUGAAAGGGAAGAAAGCAAAGGCUGCUUCGAGUGUUGCAUCAAGUGUCUGGGCGGUGUCCCCUACGCCUCUUUGGUGGCCACCAUCUUGUGCUUUUCGGGUGUGGCCCUGUUCUGCGGCUGUGGGCAUGUGGCACUCACGGGCACUGUGACCAUGGUGGAAAACCACUUUUCUCGCAUCACCUCUGACCAUGCUACUCUCACUGAUGUGGUCCAGAUUUUGCAGUACAUUAUCUAUGGAAUUGCUUGUUUCUUCUUCCUGUAUGGCAUCAUCCUGUUGGCUGAGGGCUUUUACACAACCAGUGCUGUCAAAGAGAUGCACAGCGAGUUCAAGACCACUGUGUGUGGACGCUGCAUCAGUGCCAUGUUUGUGUUCCUCACCUACAUUCUGGGCUUGGGAUGGCUGGGUAUUUUUGGCUUUUCGGCGGUGCCCGUUUUCCUGUUUUAUAACAUGUGGACCACAUGUGGAGCCAUGAAGUCCCCUAUUGCCAAUCUCACCUCUGUGGACAACAUCUGUGUCGAUGUGCGGCAGUAUGGAAUCAUCCCAUGGAACGCUACUCCUGGGAAAGCCUGUGGCUCCACGCUAAGCGACAUCUGCAAUACUAGCGAGUUCUAUCUCUCCUACCAUCUUUAUAUUGUUGCCUGUGCUGGAGCGGGAGCCACUGUUAUUGCACUGAUCCACUACCUGAUGAUCCUGGCAGCAAACUGGGCCUAUCUCAAGGGACUGUGUCAGCAGACUCAUGCCUACCAGGACAUCAAAACCAGAGAUGAUCAAGAGCUGCAGGAUGUGCAGUCACGCUCCAAGGAGGGUCUAAACUCCUCCUACUCAUAAACAGUUCUCCCAAUUCAGAUCUACCCCACCUACUGUUUAUCUAACCUGCUCAAGACCACACACACACACACCCCCCACCCUCAAAUGAAACACUACGCAAACUAACACUGCUAAGCGCUGCGCUAUCCUGACUAUACAUCAUAAUGGUGGUAUAAGUUGGUUAUAAUCAUGAUGAAACAUGUCAGACAAGUUAUUGAACAUCUGUAACAAAUGAUGAGUGGAAUCAUGCAGUUAUUGAUGUGUUUUGCUCGUCUACUUCAUGGUUCAAAUUACCACUGGUAUAAAAGUGUAUGUAUUCUAGUAUUGUACUGUCAUUUUGCAAGUAUUUUUGAAUUGGUAGAAAGUGUAUGUACAGUGUAGAGUCAUGGUUAUAACUAGGUUAUGUUUGGUUUUAUGAUGCAUUGUCUCGGUGAAGCGCUGCUUACAUGAUAGACUGUGUGCACUAACUCCUCACAGACAUUUUGCAGGAACUUCCUUUUUUGGUGUUUUAUACAAUAUAAAUAUAUCGAAAUGUGUGAAAGUGGAUGAAUGUUUUUUUUGUUUUUUUUUAAUGGUUGUAUUGAAAAUGUCUGUUUAUCUAAAACCUUUCUCUGGUCUCUAUGGCUAUACUAGAUGUCUGAAUUCUCCUCUUUUUCCAGUUCUCUUUAUUACUUUAUUUUUUGGAAGGGGUUGGGGACAAUACCGGUUAAUGACAAAUUGCACUAAUCUUGUAAUAGAAAGCAGGUAUAUUAACACACAUGCUCAUACAGUGGAGGGACGUUUAAAAGGACAUUUUCUCAAAGCUGUCAAGUAUCAUUAUUAAGUACUCAAACUCAAAACGAUAUUCUGAAAACAGUAUCUAUGACCAAUAUAAUUCUGACAGAUAGAAAGAAAAAAAAAACUAAUGCUAAAUUAAUAACUAAUAAUAAUGUCUAAUAGAAGCUACCUUCACAGCUAUACAGAGUAUAUGCUUUCCUUCAGUUUUGUUGAUAAAUCUAGGUAUUUUUCAGUCUUUUAGAAUUUGUUCUUAUGGCAAGAUUGAUGUUUACCUCGAGUUUAAUGAGAUGAUUGUGACUUGUGCUAUGUGGACGUGAAACUCAAAAUGGUUUUUGAAUUUACAGUCAAAUAUCAAUUUACCGCCUUGUUUUUGCAGUGUACCUUUUUCCUAACUGGUCUCUCUCUCUUUCUAUUACUACUUUUACAAUAUGACUUUUUAUUAAUCUGUCUUUUAACUAAAAUAAUUCUUCUCUGUAAUGUCUCUGUAAAUACUGUAUAAGCAUGUUAGUAUUGUCCACAUAUACAUAUGUUUAAUACCAGUUCUAUGCUGUUUCUUGUUCAAAUCUGUUAAAGGGAGCUUACAGGGAUGUGUAAGAUGUUGAUUACCCUGUUUUUGAAAAAGAAGAUGUGUGCCUGGAUGUUCUAUAGCGCCCUGAUUAUUGCAUGAAGGAGAGAUAUUUCUUUAGUUUUAAAGUACUGUAUGUAAGUGAUGUGUAGUCCAUUGUUCUAAUGAACUACAGUUGACAUGUCCCACCUCUCACCGAAAAAAAAAAAAAAAAAAAAACUGUAUGUUAUUGGAAAUUGUACUCUUAGAUGUUUCAUAGUUGAUUUUAAGUCAGAUGUUUUAUGAAUCCUGUAUAGUGAUUUUUGUAACCUUCUCUAGUAAAAUAUUUUCUAUGAUCUACAUGAUUGAA